AUGUCGGACGUUUUAAGUGAUGAAACAAACGAAGGCGCUAUCGUUAUAAAAGCGCCCACCGAGCAUCCACGCAUAAAGAUUAAUCGUUGGAGGGUUAGGGAGGGCUUUCCGGUUAGCGCCUCUCAAGUUAUAUUGCUAUAUGAAGCUCUUGCCAGCAACGACGACGAUGUUGACGACAAGGAGAAAGGGAAAAGUGGCGAGACCACAGCUCCAAAACCAACAGACGCCACAAUUCAUAAACUAAAGGCUCAAAGGGUUGGUGUUGUAAAGAAGCGCCUGUACAAGGAUGGGGCCAUCGUUAAGGCUGAUACUCCAUUAUUGGAACUCUCGCCAUGUAUUCAUACGACUGUCAUUAAAGACAUGUGCGCCGAUUGUGGUGCAGAUUUGCGCCAAAAUGAAAAUGGCAAUGUAUCUGAGGCCUCUGUACCCAUGGUUCAUUCCAUACCCGAUUUAAAAGUAACACAAAAACUAGCACAAAAAUUGGGACACGAUGAUACACGACGUUUGCUGCAGGAUCGCAAACUUGUGCUACUGGUUGAUUUGGAUCAGACGGUUAUACACACAACCAACGAUAAUGUACCUAAUAACAUAAAAGGUAUAUAUCAUUUUCAAUUGUAUGGCCCCCAGUCGCCAUGGUAUCAUACACGUUUACGGCCCGGAACACCCGAGUUCUUAGAGAGAAUGUCCAAAUAUUAUGAAUUGCAUAUUUGUACAUUUGGUGCACGCAAUUAUGCCCAUAUGAUUGCCCAACUUUUGGAUCCGGAGGGUAAAUUCUUUUCACAUCGUAUUCUGUCGAGAGAUGAGUGUUUUAAUGCCACCAGCAAAACGGAUAAUUUGAAGGCCCUGUUUCCCAAUGGCGAUUCGAUGGUCUGCAUCAUUGAUGAUCGUGAAGAUGUUUGGAAUAUGGCUUCAAAUCUCAUUCAAGUUAAGCCCUAUCAUUUUUUCCAACACACUGGCGAUAUCAAUGCUCCGCCAGGUUUGUCCAAGCAUGAAUUGGAUGGUGAAGGUGUGGAUUUCAAAGAAGAUAAAGAAAAAUCCGGUGCAAAGGAUAAUGAGAAAUCCCCAACUUCUGAGGCAACAUCCACUGAAAAGGAAAUAAAAACCGAUGGAGCGGAAACAAAAACCAAUGAAAUGGAAACAAAAACCGAUAACAUGGAAACGAAAUCCGCAGAAGAUCCUAAAGAUGUAGAUGACCCAUCUGCCUCGAUUAAAGAAGAUGAUACCACCCCAACUGAAACAUUAUCAAAAGUUGAUACAGAUAUGCCUGAUAUUCAGGCUUCAGAAGAAGUAGAGGUAGAAGAAACCCCAAAUGCAGCAGCAGCAACACCAGGAACUGCAGAAAGUCCGCCAACAACGGAAAAUCCAACAAAAGAAGCAAUCGAAAAAGAAAAUUCCGAAGCGGCGGAAGUUACCGAAAAGGUUGAAAAAGAGGUGCAAAUUGCAACAACAACAACAGGUACGCCGAAAGACGUUGUCGACCCCCCGCCAGCCGAAGAAAAAUCGCCCAAAUUUAAAGCACCACAAGAUCCCGCACAACAAAUAGAAAUCGAAGAUCCCGAUGAUUAUCUAUUACAUUUGGAAGUCAUAUUAAAGCAGAUUCAUGCUCGCUUCUAUAGCAUUUACGAUGAGACAAAAGAAAUACCCGACUUAAAAAUAAUCGUACCGAAAAUACGUUCGGAAGUAUUGCGUAAUUGUCAUUUGGUAUUUUCCGGUUUGGUGCCGACAAAUAUGAAAUUGCAACAAUCGCGAGCCUAUUUUAUUGCAAAAAGUUUGGGCGCGGAGGUGUCACAGAACAUUAAUGCAGAUACUACCCACUUGGUAGCCGUUACUGCUGGUACCUUUAAGGUAAAUGCCGCCAAAAAGAAUCCCCGCAUUAAAAUCGUCAAUGUUAAUUGGUUGUGGUCCUGUGCCGAACGAUGGGAACAUGUUGAAGAGAAGCUGUUCCCACUCGAUCGUAAAGUACGCAGCAAACAACGUCAGCCACCAGCACAUUGUCAUAGUCCGGAACAUGUGGUCAAUUACAGUGAUAAAUCGGAAAUAUCUUCCUCAAGUUCAGCACAACAGAAUGCCUCGGAACCGGAAAAAUUUAUUGAUACCAUCAAUCCGCUAUUGUCAUUUUCGAAUGCCGAUUUGGCCGAUAUGAAUCAAGAAUUUGAUCAAUUUUUCGAUUCAGAUUCAUCAUCAGAAGAUGAACAUGUUAAUAUUGAGAAUCCUCCCGUCGAUAAGACAUUGAGAAAACGUAAACGUGAAGAAAACGAAGAGGAGAGGACACGCAAAUUCUUUACACAACCCGAUUCGGUGGGAGCAUUGCCAGCUAAAGUUGCCCGCGGUGAAGAUUUGGAUGAUAAGACUUCCAGUGAGGAUGAAGAGGAUGAGGAAGAAGAGGAAAUGCCCAGUGAGAAAUUUAGAAGGGGUGAAGAUUUGCCAUCUGAUUUGGAUAUUGGCAAUUCCGACUCCAAUGACGGUAGUGAUGACAACAAUCCCGAUGAAGAAGAUGAUGGCGAUUGGAAUAUGAUGGGUGCCGCUUUAGAAAGAGAAUUUUUAGGUCUUGAAGAUUAGAAGUGCAGCGCUAAUACAAACUGUACGCUUUAAGUUAAUAGUUAUUAUUAUUUUUUUAAUAUAAUAAGUUACUAUAAUUUAAGCUAAUCUAUUAUAUAUAUAAAACAAUUUUAAAUUUAUACACUGAUGAGGAAAUUGUAUAAAUAAGAAAAGUUGUGUAUGUAACAAAGUUAUCUUUUAAAACUGAUAGUUUUUAUGUU
Musca vetustissima is the source of this 2759-nucleotide messenger RNA. It is a transcript of the gene Fcp1, whose product is annotated as RNA polymerase II subunit A C-terminal domain phosphatase. The record is from RefSeq and is a predicted model, not a curated record. NCBI's taxonomy places the organism in Eukaryota, Metazoa, Arthropoda, Insecta, Diptera, Muscidae. The coding region runs from base 1 to 2559 and encodes 852 amino acids. The transcript has 8 exons. Gene Ontology annotation, cellular component: nucleus. Gene Ontology annotation, molecular function: RNA polymerase II CTD heptapeptide repeat phosphatase activity.